Messenger RNA from Dunckerocampus dactyliophorus (ringed pipefish), 5686 nucleotides. Its product is annotated as complement factor H-like. Bases 1081 to 2205 code for a protein of 374 amino acids. Lineage: Eukaryota; Metazoa; Chordata; Actinopteri; Syngnathiformes; Syngnathidae. The record is from RefSeq and is a predicted model, not a curated record. The transcript is spliced from 9 exons.
AAACGACAGUAAUAAAUAUACUGUAAUAGAAAUAUUAAAAACGUGGUAAUCAAUACUACCAUUUGACUGUACUACGCACUGAAACGUCUAUGGUUCGGUCGCAUAAAGCGGCCACAUGAGCAAUAACUGGUAUGAAUAAACGUUUAUCUAGCAACUGGCGCUUUAGAGCCUACACGGGAUUCGUUCACACUACAUGACUGCUUUUCUAUGGCUGAACCUCACUCUCUGCAUUCUGAUUGGCUUGAGCGCCAUGUCAACAACACGUGUCUGUCAAACUGCAUUCUGAUUGGAUGCUCCAAAAGCUGCCUUUACGAAAAGAAUAAUGCUCAGUUUUAAUUGAUAUUGACUUGACAAGCUCUUAAAUUAUCUGUGGCUGUGGUUUGCUUGGUAUAGAGUUCCAUUACAUCAGGAAUCCAGACCGUUUCUUACAACUACAAUAAUACACAUUUGUUAAAUCUAUACUGCGCCUGUAUUAUCUAUCUAUAAAAUCCACUGAUUUAAUAUUACAUUAAUUUUAUUGUAAGAUGGAAGAUGGAAACCAUUUCACUAUCUCGUCCGGGUUGCUGUCAUAACGCUUGUCAUCCAGCAGAUGGCAGUAACUCGAAAGCAAUUACAAGAGUUCAGACGUGUGAUUUCUUUCAAAUUGUCCUCCUACUUAAAUAAUCCCCAGCGUUGUUUAAAAAUGCAUAUUCUGUUUUGUCAUUAGACACAAAGUCAUCUUGGUGUUUAAUGCCAACCUUCUGGGAAGCCAUGUUGAAAUCUGGAAUGUGGACUCUACACAUGCAGUGAUUUUUGGGGGACAUGGUUGUGUUUCUUUCUGUGUCUUCAUUUUAGGACAAAUGAAUAACAUGGACAUUUCCCAGCUCAUUUGAGUCACACACUAAAGCACACAAAGCAUAUUUGUAUAUUCAUGUGUUCUGUUCCGAGCUACGGUUUAUUGACACUUAAAGUAGUGUUUACUAUUUCUUCACCCGCACUGAUAUGGGGGAGGUCAGUGCUGCCAUUAUUUACUGGACACGUCCAGGUUCACAAGUCAGCUUUAUCCUGCCGAUAGAAUUACUCGCUUAAGAACAUUUGACCAUGCUACAACCGGGGGUGUCUUGGAAGGUUUAUCUUGGAUUCGCUUUCCUGUGUUGUGGAGCGCAUCGUUGCGUUUCAGCGAGUCGUUACUGUCCUGCUCCCACACUGGACGGCGGUUAUUUAGUUCCUCAACAGGACACAUAUUCCCAUGGAGCCGUGUUGUUUUACGCGUGUGAAAAUGGACUCAAGCCGGCAGUGGAGGGCUGGUGGGCGACGGCAACGUGUCGGGACGGUAAAUGGUCCACUCGACCGCAAUGUAUAGAUAUCAACGAUUGCAUCCCACCAGCCCUCCCUCAUGCUAAAUACACGUCCAGCUCAGUGGGCUGGUACAAGAACGGCUCCCCAGUCAGAGUAACAUGUGACACUGGAUACGUGCACAGGAACUGGGAUGCUACAGCGCUGUGUGCAAACGGAACAUGGAGCUCCGUGCCAGUCUGUGAGAGGAGUACCCAGGCAUGCAGUGAACCCCCGAAAAUCGCCCACGCUGUCAUCAUCAACCAGAACCCCAAGCAGGACCUGUAUGCGUCUGAUACUGAAGUCGUGUAUGAGUGUGAAGAGGGCUACAAUGUCCAAGGAGAAGACGUUAAAAAGUCCUUCUUUUGCUUCGCUGGGAGCUGGACGGCAGCCCCCGAUUGUGUCAGAGAAAUAAAGCCCACCCCUGCAGAUGGUGGAUCCACAACGUCUACCGGAGGGAGAAGACCGGGUAGCGGUCAUGGUGGGUCGGACGUGGGCGGAAGAGGAAGCACUGGUGGGGUCGACAGGUGCGGAGCGACUCCCGUCGUCCCAAAUGGUGAGAUCGUGGAAAGGAACCAGAUGUUUUUGAACUACCAGUGUGCCAGUUUCUACACACGAGUGGGUCCAGGGAGAGUGGUGUGCCACAGCAAUGGCCAGUGGUCCAAAGCACCCGCCUGCAAAGCUGCCUACUGUUCUGUGGACACCGGUGAAUACCCCCAGUUAAAACAUGUUGGGGUGAAAUUCAUAAACAGUGGUGAGAAGGUGAGGUUGGAGUGUGUGAAACUGGACCACUGGCUGACAAAUCAUUAUUCGGUGGGGUCGUGCAAUAAUGAACAGAUGACGUUAAGCAGAUGUUGUAACUGGUGGGACCUGACGUGGAAUAAGUGCUAACGUGGGAGUUGCGUAUGAGACUGACAGCUCUUCUGAUGACUGGAUUCAUGACCUUUCACAAAUCUACUUCAUGGCAAUCUGUGAAAACACCUUUAUUACCUACCCUACUGCACUGAAUAUAAGACCGCCUUAUAGUGAUCUUAUAUAUAAGACAAUUCUGAAUAUAAGAGCUCCCUGAAUAAGACGACUCCAAACAUAAAACAGCCCUGAAUAUAAGACCACCCUGGAUAUAAGACCAUCCUGAAUAAGACCACUCUGAACAUAAGACCACCAUGAAUAUAAGACAACCCUACAGUAGAUGUAAGACCAUCCUGAAUAAAGACGACUCUGAACAUAAGACAACCGUGUAUAUGACAAUCCUGAAUAUAAGACCACCCUGAAUAUAAGACAACCCUGGAUAAAAGACCAUCCUGAAUAAAGACAACUCUGAACAUAAGACGACCCUGUAUACGAUAAUCCUGAAUAUGAGACCACUCUGAAUAUAAGACAACUCUGAAUAUAAGAUGACCCUGAAUAUAAGACCGCCCUGAAUAUAAAUGGAAUCGGAACAUAAGACAACCCUAAAUAUAUGACAACCCUGAGCAUAAAACAGCCCUGGGUAUAAAACCACUAUGAAUAUAAGACAACCCUGAAUAGAAGACCAAUAAGGCAUCCCUGAAUAUAAGACGACCCUGAAUAUAAAGCAGCCUAGAAUAUAAUCCCACCCUGAAUAUAAGACCACCUUCAAUAUAAGACCACCCUGAAUAUAACACCAUCUUGAGUAUAAGACAACCCUGACUUAAAGAUCACCCUGACUUAAAGACCACCCUGAAUAUAAGACCACCUUGGAUAUAAGACAAUCCUGAAUAUAAGACCACCCUGAAUAUAAUACCAACCUGAAUAAUUGCGACUCUGAACACAAAACCACUCUGAAUCUAAGACAUCCCUGGAUAUAAGACCACCCUGAAUAAGAUGUCUGAAAAUAUAAGACAACCCUUUAUAAUAUGGCGUUGUAUAUAAGACAACCCUGGAUAUAAGACCAACCUGAAUGAAGACGACUCUGAACAUAAGAUGACCUUAAAUAUAUGACAACCCUGAGCAUAAAACAGCUCUGGAUAUAAAACCACUAUGAAUAUAAGACAACCCUGAAUAUAAGACCAAUAAGGCAUCCCUGAAUAUAAGGCAACCUAGAAUAUAAGCCCAACCUGAAUAUAAGACAAUACUGAGUGUAAGACCACCCUGAAUAUAACACCAUCUUCAGUAUAAGACAACCCUGACUUAAAGACCACCCUGAAUAUAAGACAAUCCUGAAUAUAAGACCACCCUGAAUAUAAUACAGACUCUGAACAUAAAACCACUCUGAAUAUAAGACAUCCCUGGAUAUAAGACCACCCUGAAUAAGAUGACUGAAAAUAUAAGACAACCCUUUAUAAGACGGCGUUGUAUAUAAGCUUGAUGUAAGAAUCUCUAAACCUUGAAUAUAAGACAACCUGUAUUUUUAAGACUUUUCUCUGGUAGGGCGUUUCAAGUUCCCUGGGAUGCCGGAAGAUUUCAGGGGCGGCGGUGCAGCUGCUUGGCAAAAUUAAGAAAAACUGCUAAGCUAACUUCAUUUAAAUAAAUUAAUUUAAGCGCCUUUGUACAAAGAAAUCUAAGGUAAUUCCUCUCGUUUAUACAUUCACACGUGCACUAAUAUACUGUACUUGGGAAACAGGCACCAGAAGAUGAGAAGAUCAAAUACCUUGUUUUUGGUGCUUAACUGUUUCCCCAGUAUAGUAGUGCGAAUGUGAAUGUAUAAAGUAGAGGCAUUAAGUUACAUUUCUUUGUAGAAAAGCGCUUUAUGAAAGUAAGUACAUUUACUUGUAUUCAUUUACAGCGCAGCGUUCACACAUCCAAUAUGGCGGCGACGUUGACGUACGGCUCGGCGCUUGAUGCGGCGUCUAUAUGUCUAUAAGCUUGACAAGCGUCUCUUCACACGUCACACUUCAAGCGUUUUCUUCACACGUCACACGUAUUCGGGUUCUUCCCUCUAGCGGAAGUGCCAAAAUGUCUGCCUUAUCAAAAGGAGUGGGGCAAGUGAAGGGCAUCUGAGCGAAAACCCACACUCGCAGCAACAUAACGAAUAAGAAUCACAGCGAGCUGCAAUGUCGCAACACUAACAGGUCUUUACAGUAAGUUAGAUUUAUGUGGAUUUCGCCAGUCGCCAUUGUUUACUAUUACACCGGAAGCUAGUCAGACAUUUGUGGACGGUUGGUCAAGCAGGAAAACGCUGCCCCUAGUGUUUCAAUGGAGAAUUGCACGUUACAAAUGAAUCAACGUGAAUCUAAUGUAGAAUUACCCACUGUGCCGCAAAGAACAAGUUUUGUCUUAUAUUCGGGGAAUAUUGUAUUUGCUUAUCACUUACAUGUAAAUGGACAAACUUGUUGAAAGCGUUCAUUUUGUGGUUCAGCCAUUCUAGCAACCAUCUAUUGUCCAUAAUGGCUCGAGGAUACUGUAUGUCAUGUGGCUGUGGCCACCCCGCUGGCCAUAGACAUUUCAGGUACCAACUGUCACCUCUAUGUGAGUAAUGGUCUCACUUUGGCCACCCCAAUUAAACAUUUCCGGCUCCGCCACAGGGCAUACCUUUCAACAUUUGCAUUUGAAAAAUAGGGGAAAUUUCCUGGAAAUCAAACUUCAAAUCUAACGUAAGUAGACACUAGAUGGCAGCAAAAGCACAUUCUCAACCCAAUGUCAAAUGACUGUACUAUUCAGUACCUGAGAGGAUUUGUUUUUGAUGAAGGAUAAAAUACAGUAAAUUUUUGGGAAGCUAAACGGGAGUGCGAGAAAGUACGGCAACAUACAAGAGUUUCCCAGGGAACGGGUGGGUUGAGAGCUAUGAUUUAAGGGCUAAGAACCAUAUCAAUGACAGACUUUUAAAUACGUCUUAUUUAUUCAGAACACAAACUGUCCCGAGAGCAUCACCACUGGCUUAGAUUUUGAAGAUGAACUCUGUCAUUGUUGUGAAAAGUUGCGGUUAUAGCAAGUGCAUCAACGGUUAGAAAACAUACAUUCACUGGGCAAAGCGGGAACAUCUGAGCUAAAAUCCUGUAAUUAAAAUAGAAUAAAAAGAAGGAUCAAAAUGCAAAGUUGGUGAAGUUGGUUUUUUUUUUUUACAUGUGGAUGAUACUGUUUGUACGGUGGCUAUAAAAAGCACACACCCACCUUCACUUUUUCCACAUUUUAUGACCAUCACAUUCCAAAAUAAAUCAUAUCCUUUUUCUCCUUAAAAUGCAACACAUAAUACUCUAUAAUAGCACAUUAAAAAUCCAUUUAUUGACAAUAAAAUAUUGGAAUACUAACUAAUUUUAACUCUAACAUCCUCCACGGAGGAAGUAGAAUCCAAACUGAGCAACGUUCCUAAGUACGACUGCUCUCGGGCGUCCAGCAUCUGAUCGGGCCUCAAGGGGUGAACGAUGUUGGCCGACUGUGGCGUGAGGGUGUAUUUCUCUAAAAAGGCCAGCUCUGU